CAUAAACAAGCGAAACAAGCCGCUCUUUUUUAUUUUGCGACGGGUCAAGGUUGGCCGCUCCUUCUGGCCCUUCACGGCAAACGGAAAUAGGUUCCGGCCGUGUUGUUGACCAGUGGGUUGGCGAGCUCGCUGACGCCCCUCGUGAUGGGACAGUAAUUUUUAUACACCUUUUUUUCUGUUUCUUUUUGUCUUCCCCUUCUCGUCCUGAUUCAUGGGAAUGCCACAGCAUGGGCCUACAAUUGAGACCCCGGUAUCAUUAAGAGAUACUUCCUCUGUACAUCAAGCUUUCCUACAUAUAUAGACCCUUUUGACUCCUCAGACGAGACUGUCGCCGACUCGGACGACGUCAUGACCAUGGCUUCCUCGUCAUCAUCACCUUCAAGUCCCGGCAAUAAGCUGGUCGACCAGAUCAGGGAGGAUCCUUCCCGCCACGCCUCUCCUCAGCCCACAUCGGUCAGUCAUGGCGUGCCCGCCAAGGUCAAUGGCAAUGGGUACAGGGUGCUGCGGUCUGCGACAGUAGGAUACAUUGCUCCGGCGUUUGUCGGAAAGGCAGAUCAGAUGAAGGAGGUCAAAUCCCUGAUUCUGAAGAAUGGUUGGAUCCCAGAGGACCGCGUGGAGGCGCAGAUUGCCUGGUUCUACAACGAGCUGGGUAUCGAUGAUGUAUACUUUCAGCUGGAGACAACGUCUGUCAUCGCGGACCACAUCACCUCUCUAUACGCUGCCAAGGUGGCUGCCUCGUCGCGUAACGACGGGCGGGAAGAGAUCAGGCUCGACAUGGAGGCCCGGGACCAUGCCAUCUACAUCGACACCAGCGAGCCUGGAAAGAGUGCCAUUGGAGGUCCUCGUUUCGAGACCAGGCUGGAGAACAAGUACCUGGACGGCAACCUGAGCGACCGCUUCCGCGUGGAGACGUUCCGUUCCUCGGGCGUCCUGGGCGACACGGCCGAGUCCAAGGUAUCACUGCGGUGCUACUUUGUAUACCAGUGCCAAUUUGUCGAGCCAAAGGCCGAUCCCAACGAGACGCGCCUCGAGGUCAUCAGUGAUCGGAUGUUCCUUGCCAAGGCUACCGACAACACGAAGCAGAUGUAUAAGGAAAUCAUCGAGGUGGCUGUCAGCAGGACCGGCCCUGUGAUUGAGGUCUUUGACCACGCCGGGUCUCAUGAGAAGCGCCUUGUCGUGGCCUUCCGCUCGCGUACGGCCAGGGGGAUGUUUAGUGCCCUCUCCGAUCUUUACCACUACUAUGGCGUGACUAGCUCCAGGAAAUAUGUCGAGCAGUUCUCUAACGGCAUCACCGUCAUGAGUAUCUACCUUCGGCCUGCGACCAACCUUGGCAGCGGCUAUCCCCCCUUCGACCAGUCCAUCCACCAGAUCAUGAAGGAAGUCUCGCUCCUGUACUGCAUUCCCCAGACCAAGCUGCACUCGCUCUUUGCCUCUGGGGAGCUUAGCCUGCAGGAGACCAUCUAUGGACACUGUGUGUGGGUUUUCACGCAGCACUUCUUGAACCGCCUCGGGUCAGAAUACGUCUCUCUGUCUGAGGUCCUGGACCCCAGGAAGAGCACGCACCAGGAGAUACUGUCCAAGCUGAAGCGCAGGCUGAGGACGGAGACCUUCACCCCUGACUACAUCCUCGAGAUCAUCGCCUCCUACCCUCAGCUUAUCAAGACGCUGUACGCCUCGUUCGCCAGCGUGCAUCUCAGCGUCGGCCCCGAGUUCGACCAGCAUAAUGUGGCUCCUACGCCAGCGACCGAGGUGAUGUCUGAUGAGAGAUUGAAGGAAUACAUCACGAGGCAGGUCUCGACAGAGCAUGAAGAGAUGGUCAUGAACGCCUUCCGAACAUUCAACAGCGCCAUCCUGAAGACCAACUACUUCACCCCGACCAAGGUGGCACUCAGCUUCCGCCUGGAACCAUCCUUCCUCCCCGACGUCGAGUACCCGAAGCCGUUGUUUGGUAUGUUCCUCGUCAUCUCGGCAGAGUCGCGUGGCUUCCACCUUCGCUUCAAGGAUGUGGCCCGUGGUGGUAUCCGCAUCGUCAAGUCCCGUAGCAAGGAGGCCUAUGCGAUCAAUGCUCGGAACAUGUUUGACGAGAACUAUGGUCUGGCCAGUACACAGCAGCGCAAGAACAAGGACAUUCCCGAGGGCGGUUCCAAGGGCGUGAUCCUGCUGGACCCCAAGCAGCAGAACAAGGCACAGGAGGCUUUCGAGAAGUACAUUGACAGCAUCCUGGAUCUGCUCCUCCCCGCUGAGACGCCGGGUAUCAAGAAUCCUAUUGUGGAUCUGUACGGCAAGCAGGAGAUCAUCUUCAUGGGUCCUGACGAGAACACUGCCGACCUGGUCGACUGGGCUACUGAGCAUGCCCGGGCUCGUGGCGCACCAUGGUGGAAGUCCUUCUUCACCGGCAAGUCUCCUAGGCUUGGUGGUAUUCCUCACGACUCGUACGGCAUGACCACACUUAGCGUCCGCGAGUACGUCAAGGGCAUCUACCGAAAGCUGAACCUGGACCCUGCCACGGUGAGGAAGAUGCAGACCGGCGGUCCUGAUGGCGACCUGGGGAGCAACGAGAUCCUCCUCAGCAACGAGAAGUACACCUCCAUCGUGGACGGAUCAGGUGUGCUUGUAGACCCGAACGGGCUCGACAAGGAGGAGCUCCUCCGCCUGGCCAAGGAGCGUGUCAUGAUCUCCGAGUUCAACAUGUCCAAGCUGUCCAAGGACGGAUACCGGAUCCUGUGUGACGACUCCAACAUCACCCUGCCCAACGGCGAGUUUGUGGGCAACGGCACAGCGUUCCGCAACACGUACCAUCUGCGCGACACGGGCCUGACGGAUAUGUUUGUCCCCUGCGGUGGGCGACCCGAGUCGAUCGACCUGGUCAGCGUCGCCAAGAUCAUCAAGGAGGGCAGAUCGACAAUCCCGUACAUUGUCGAGGGCGCGAACCUCUUCAUCACGCAGGACGCCAAGCUGCGCCUCGAGGAGGCUGGCUGUAUCGUAUUCAAGGACGCCAGCGCCAACAAGGGCGGCGUGACGUCGUCGUCGCUCGAGGUGCUCGCGUCGCUCAGCUUUGACGACGCAGGCUUCGUGCAGCACAUGUGCUACGACGCCAAGGGCAACGCGCCCGCCUUCUACCAGGCGUACGUCAAGGAGGUGCAGGCCAAGAUCCGCGAGAACGCGCGCCUCGAGUUCGAGGCCAUCUGGCGGGAGCACGAGGAGACGGGCGUGUCGCGCUCGGUGCUAUCCGACAAGCUGUCGGUGGCCAUCACGACACUCGACGAGGAGCUACAGCAGAGCGACCUGUGGCGGAACCAGAGCAUCCGCAAGUCUGUGCUGCGUGACGCGCUGCCGCAGCUGCUGCUCGACAAGAUCGGGCUGGAUACCAUCAUUGAGAGGGUUCCGGAUGCGUACCUGUGUGCCAUCUUUGGCUCGUACCUGGCUAGUCGGUUUGUCUAUGAGUUUGGCAGCCAGCCGAGCCAGUUUGCUUUCUAUGAUUUCAUGUCGAAGAGGAUGCACAAGAUCGCAUUAGAAUAGAAGAGAGGAAAGGAAAGGAAAAGAGGGAGAAAAAAACCAAGCGCAGCAAUCAAGGGCGCAAACUGAACGGUGCAUGCUGGGCAAACCGGGGGAAAAGAGGAAACGAAACCAAAUAUAGAAUGGAAGGCCCUCCGGCCAUGUGGUGGACGGGACAAUAGGGGAAGGAGCUCUACAGACGCAAUCGCCAGGCGACGCAGCCAAGAAAUGGGGUGGUCUGGAAGGUGCUGUGCGGGGUCAGGACAGAGACAGAAAAACAAGGAAGGUUCUCUGGGUAUUCACUUUUCUUGCCUUUGCUCCUUCCUUGAAUUAUCACGAUGGAGUAGAGAGUGGUUUGGGUGGGUGGUGUUUAUUAGACUGGGCGCAUGUGUGUUGUGUGAGUGUGCUGCGCUGUAAUAUACGCUGCUUGCGCUGUGUUACUGCCUCUGGGAAAAUUGAUUCCAUUGGAGUGCCAAAUCUUGACUGUUGACAAAGAUGCAGGUGAGAUACUCAUUUGGAAAUUGUAUGGAGAUAUGUAAAGUACACAACAAGUCUUUUUGGCUCUUCU
Cryphonectria parasitica EP155 is the source of this 4063-nucleotide messenger RNA. RefSeq lists its product as uncharacterized. Gene Ontology annotation, molecular function: L-glutamate dehydrogenase (NAD+) activity. The transcript has 4 exons. The coding region runs from base 349 to 3519 and encodes 1056 amino acids. Gene Ontology annotation, cellular component: mitochondrion. The record is from RefSeq and is a predicted model, not a curated record. NCBI's taxonomy places the organism in Eukaryota, Fungi, Ascomycota, Sordariomycetes, Diaporthales, Cryphonectriaceae.